CAGAGCCCGAGGCGCCGGCUUGCGCGGCGUGUUCCGUCCAGUUCCGGUGCCUGACUCCGGGCUCUGUCCCCGGCGUGGGGCUCUUGUCGUUGGCGCCGUGCAGUUAGGUCAUCUGCCAGUAGAGGGCGUGUUACAUGCGUUACUCAAAGUGACUACAGUGCCAUGGGGACCGCACUCGUGUACCACGAGGACAUGACGGCCACCCGGCUACUCUGGGAUGACCCUGAGUGUGAGAUCGAGUGUCCUGAGCGCCUGGCUGCUGCCCUGGAAGGCCUGCGUCACUGUGGCCUUGAGCAGAGGUGCCUGCGCUUGUCAGCCUGCGAGGCAUCAGAGGAGGAGCUGGGCUUGGUGCACAGCUCCGACUUUGUGGCCCUGGUACGGAAAACCCAAGCUAUGACCAAGGGGGAGCUCCAGGCACUAUCUAAACAGUUUGACGCUGUCUACUUCCAUCCGGACACCUUUCAUUGUGCCCGGUUGGCAGUGGGGGCUACACUGCAACUGGUAGAUGCUGUGCUGACAGGAGUUGUGCACAAUGGGUUUGCCCUAGUGAGGCCUCCAGGACACCACAGCCAGAGGGCAGCAGCCAAUGGAUUCUGUGUGUUCAACAAUGUGGCUAUAGCAGCCAAAUAUGCCAAGCAGAAACAUGGGCUGCACAGGAUCCUCAUUGUUGACUGGGAUAUCCACCAUGGUCAAGGCAUUCAGUAUAUCUUUGAAGAUGACCCUAGUGUCCUUUAUUUCUCCUGGCACCGUUAUGAGCAUGGGCGCUUCUGGCCAUUCCUUCGAGAGUCGGAUGCAGAUGCAAAUGGGCAGGGGCAGGGCCGAGGCUUCACUGUCAACCUACCCUGGAACCAGGUUGGAAUGGGAAAUGCUGACUACUUGGCUGCCUUCCUGCAUGUGCUGCUCCCCUUGGCCUUUGAGUUCAACCCUGAGCUGGUGCUGGUCUCAGCAGGAUUUGACUCAGCUAUUGGGGACCCUGAGGGGCAGAUGAGGGCCACACCUGAGUGUUUCGCCCACCUCACACAGAUGCUGCAGGUGUUGGCUGGUGGCCGAAUCUGUUUUGUGCUGGAGGGUGGCUACCACUUGGAGUCACUGGCGCAGUCAGUGUGCAUGGUAGUGCAGACACUGCUGGGUGAUCCUGCACCUCUUCUGCCAGGGCCCAUGGCACCAUGUCAGAGUGCUUUGGAGUCCAUCCAGAGUGUCCGGGAAGUCCAGGCCCCUCACUGGAAAAGCCUCCAGCAAGAUGUGUCUCCAGUGCUGAGUCCCAUUACCCAUUCUCCAGAGCAGAGGUCCUUGGCCUUGAUUCCUGAGGGUACCACAUGCAAGGCAGUAGGAACUGCAUUGAGCCCUCUCCUGGACAGAUUGGGUCUUCGCCCCACUCCCCCUGUCCGCACAGCUGUUGCCUUAACACUGACAAGUGCUGCCCUAGCCCUACCCCCUGAUGUGCUCCAUCAGGAUGGGCUACCUCUAAGAGAAGAGACAGAAGUCUGUGUCAGGCUGCAUGAGUCCUUGGCCCAGGAUGAGGCCCUUGCUGCAAUUGGGAAGCUCCUGUGCCUGUUAGAUGGAAUCCUGGAUGGGCAGGUGAGCAGUGGCAUAGCAGCCACACCAGCCACUGUUGCUGUGGCCACCUUAGAUGUGGUCAUUCAGCGAUGCCUGUCCCAUGGAGCUCAGAGGUUGCUCUGUGUGGCCCUGGGACAGCUGGAUCAGCCCUUGAAGCUUGCUGAUGAUGGGGGGGUGAACAGGGUCACAUGCAUGUGUAUGUGUCCAUGGUGCUCUCUCCCUGGAAGGAGAAUUUUGUGGUUGAACAUCCGGGGCAAGGAGGCAGCCACCUGGUCCAUGUUUCACAUCUCCACACCAUUGCCAGGGACGACUGGGGGAUUCCUGAGCUGCAUCUUGGGCCUAGUAUUGCCCCUGGCCUAUGGCUUCCAGCCUGACCUGGUGUUAGUGGCGCUGGGGCCUGCCCAUGGCUUACAGGCUCCUCAGGCUGCUCUCUUGACUGCAAUGCUUCAGGGUCCAGCAGGGGGCCGAGUCCUGGCCUUGGUGGAGGAGGAAGCUACACCUCAGCUUGUAAGGACCUUGGCACAUGUCCUGCAUGGAGAAGCACCUCCCUGCCUGGGCUCCUUCUUGAUGGCUUCUCCAGAAGACAUCCAAGCCCUGAUGUACCUGAAAGCACAGCUGAAGCCACAGUGGAAGUUGCUAUAGAUGGCUGUUGAGACACACCAGGAGGUGUAGCUCUGCUUUAGAGCUAUGUGGAAAACCAGCUUCCCAGGCCCUGCUCUUCCUGGCUUGAAAUGGGUCAAGGUGGGCAAUUCAUACCAGGAGAGGAGCACACUCCAGGCUCAGUGCAGCAUUGGUCUGAGACCUCGGUUAGCUCGAGUAAACGUCGGUUAAACAAA
Messenger RNA from Jaculus jaculus (lesser Egyptian jerboa), 2393 nucleotides. RefSeq names its product histone deacetylase 10 (gene Hdac10). Gene Ontology annotation, biological process: chromatin organization. Bases 163 to 2199 code for a protein of 678 amino acids. Gene Ontology annotation, cellular component: histone deacetylase complex. The record is from RefSeq and is a predicted model, not a curated record. Gene Ontology annotation, molecular function: histone deacetylase activity. NCBI's taxonomy places the organism in Eukaryota, Metazoa, Chordata, Mammalia, Rodentia, Dipodidae. The transcript has 19 exons.